Molecule: messenger RNA, 1476 nt
Organism: Penicillium paradoxum
Lineage: Eukaryota; Fungi; Ascomycota; Eurotiomycetes; Eurotiales; Aspergillaceae
Exons: 5
Coding region: 1-1476 (491 amino acids)
Source: RefSeq, a predicted model, not a curated record
AUGGGCCCGUAUGUGCCGCCGGGCCAGUCGCCGCCCUUCGAGGUCGUUGAUGACCUACACCAUGGAGCCUGGCUGAUUAUAACUGCUGCGCUGGGGCUGGUUGUAUCCCUAGCAUGCCUUUUGAUCCGGCUCUAUGUGCGCCUAAUGCUGAUUCCGCCGUUUGCGCGCGAUGAUUGGGUUAUGUUGAGCGCAACUGCAUUUGCUGUGGUGCAAUCAAGUCUCGUGUUUUACGCCUGCUCCCGUGGAUUCGGGACAUCUCUCUCGCUGCUGAAAGAUGGCCGACUCAAUGAGAUCCAGGCAUUACUCGCAACAAGCGAUAUUCUCGCUCUUAUAAUAAUCUAUCUCUCCAAAUGUUGUGUCGUGGCGAUAUAUCUUCGCCUUACUCCACAAAAGCCACACAAUCGGGCGUCCUGGGCGACGCUGGCUUUGUGCACCGCCUGGGUCAUUCCAGCUAUAUUUAUCAUCCUGGUCAAUUGCGAGUUGAACACACCGUGGCGAAGUGAGGGCGGCCGAUGCCUCAACUUGGAAAAGCGAUGGCAAUUCAUCGCAGCAGUUGACGUUAUUACCGAAAUCAUCCUUUUCUUACUAGCCGUGGUGCUCUUAAAGGGCUUAUUUAUGUCCCUCCGUCGCAAACUAGCCGUCGGAUUCGCAUUUGUGUUCCGUUUUCCCCUAAUAAUAUUCUCUAUAAUCCACAUCUCAGCCCUACGCACCGCCCUCAACAGCAAAGAUACAACCCUCGCCGCUGUCGAACCAACAGUCUGGAUGCAAGUCGAGCUCCACUACGCCCUCAUCGCAUGCAGCGUAUUCUGCCUACGACCUUUCAUGGCAGCCGUCAGCACAAACUACGGCACGGCAGGUGACUCAACGCUAGAAAGUAGCAUGUCGAGAUCGCACGGCACACAAGGAGGCUCGAAGUCCGGAUCUGGCUCGAACUCGAAUGCGGCUUCGAGGUCGGCGUCACAGUCACGCGUGCAGAGGAAGAGAGCCGGUACAGAGCCACGGCCGUUCGUCUAUCCGACUUGGAGUGAUUCCAGCUCUCCUUGGAAAAAUUAUAGCCCGGGGUCGGGUCAAUUGUGUCUUGAUUCUAGUGCCCGUGCGCAUGGAGCGCUAGGAAAUUAUCAAAGGGACGAGCAUCGUGUUCAAUCGGAUACGGUGCGGGGGCCGAUGCAUCGAUCGCUGUUUCCGCUUAGUGUGGCUCGUAAGAAAGGGAGCUUCCAAAGCUUGGAUAAGUGGAAGAAACACACUGCGAAAGUGGAAUCAGGAAGUUCGGUUUUGACGACCUCUGAUUUGAUCGAACUUGUGCCGAGGCCGCAUAUGCGGCAUGCGAGCGAUGCAACUGAUCAUGAUGGGGACGGCGCAGAUAGAAUGGUCAUUCACAAAGAGGUCCGGUAUUCAAUUCAAUAUGAAGAUGAGGUGGAGCUAAGGAGCCGGGAGGACUUGGACAAACAUAUUGUUGAUGUUUCUACUUAUGUAUAA